CUGYUCAACACCUGAAACAAAUCCUUUGGAUCAUUCGUCCAUGACUCUCUUGAACAAUGCAGGGAAAUAAGAAACACACAGAAGGACACAGUGAUUCCUCAAGCAUUGGGAGUCUCCUGGAUGAUGCAGACAGAGAGGUGAGCAGCCUCACAGAUCGGGCUUUCAAAAGUUUGUGUGUAGCAGAACUUGAAGACCCUUACAAUGAACCAGAACUUUCCAUUUCGCCUGACUUUGCCCUCCAGUUGUCUGCUAAAAUUCACUCAGGGACGUUAAACCAUGACAUCAAGAAAAGCAGUGUCUGUGACAAGCUAACAGCAAGAAACAAUGAACAUACAACAUGGGCUCCCACAUUCCAGCAGUUACCAAAGUGUGCUCCAGAGGAGAAAAGGAUUGCUAAAAACAACACUUUUGCCGUGGAAAGGAAAUCGAAUUUGCCAGUCCCUGGUCCAAGGAACAAUAAGCAUGUUUCAAAAGUGUCCUCAUUGAUUAAGACAUUUGAUAGGACUGCAGACCGAGGGUCGGGAAGUUCUCUGAUAGCAAAUAAGCAGCCCAUUAAGAAUAGCUUUCAAAAACAUAAAAUAAAUCAUGGCAAUGAUAUUGCUUGCUGGAAUGAUACAGAUAUUUUAAGCAUCCACAAGGAACUUUCUGAAUUUUCUGAGGCUAGUCAAGGUAGCCACUGUCUCAGUGGCAAACAURAGCCACAGAGAAGACCUAAUAAAGUAGACCUGAGUUAUGGGGACUCUGAUAGUYAUUAUCCUGUACUGAUUGAGAUGUCAAAAGUAGCCAAGUCAAAUUUUUCCCAUUCUUCUAAAAAGGCUUUAAAAAACAGAAACUUGAAWGUUAAUGAGCCGGCAAAAAAAGGUAACUUUCUUCACAGUGAGAAUAGUGCUUUUGAAUCAUGGAAUGUUCAUCAUAAAAAACUGACAGAAAAGGAGGAAUUUGUUGAUGUAAAAAUGAAAAAGGAAGGUCUUGUAUACCUGGAAGAAUCACCAUUUGUUAAAGGAUCYCACACACGUGAGCAUAAAUUAUCACCUGUCGCGACCACUGCUGCUAAGAAGAAAGAGGAAGAUUUUCAGAUGAAACCAACUCCACCAGAAGCUGCUUUCCCUCUCCCAGUUGCACCUCAGGGUCCCCUCCCUUCAGAAACCAAACUUCCUGCUGCUUUCCCUCCCACACCUCCCCCUAGGAACCACGUACACCAGGGUCCCCCUCGGCCACCCCCUGCCCCACCGGCCCUUCCCCUCCCUCCCCCCGCCCGGCCCUCAACACCCCCUACCCCUGAGGCCCCUCCUGUGCCACCACCCCCAGUGCCAGCUCGACUUUCCCCCUCUGCCUUGUCCCAARGCUCUGUGUCACCCCAAUCUGUGUCCUAUAGGAUGGUUUCACCCUCAGUCAUGUUGGAGACACUCAGUCCUCCCCCACCAAAACCCCAGCCCCCCUUAACAGAAGAGGAAUCCCUCAGCCCCCAGGUGGGCAAUACCUGUCCACCCUGGAGGAGGCAGAGGGCUGCAGAAAGGGCAGCAGGGAAGAGAAACUCUGCAAAGGAGAAGUUCACAGACAGCCACAAGACUGCAUUGUCUGAAAAGGUGACUGGUGCUGACCCUGGUCUGGAUGUGACCCCUCUGGCUAAACAGRCAAACUCCCCUGGAUCCAUCAGUCCCUCUUUCAACAUCACCGAGCUCCUGACACCGGUCAUACCACAAAAACAGGAGGUGGACACUGCUGAAAGUGAGCUGAUCCCGCUGACACCCCCUCCCACAGAGAGCACAGCUUCCAGAGACCACGAGGAGAGCACCUCAGAUGAUUAUAGGUCCUGGGAUAAUUGCAGGUUGACAGCAUCRAGUCUGUUAUUCAACUUAAAGGAUGUGCGCAAACGUGUUAAAAGCAUYUAUACCCCUUCUCCCAUGUUUAGGGCCUUGGAGGAGAAAAAUAGAGCAAGGGAAAAUGUGCAGGAGAGUACAAAAAUGAAUGCCUCACUCGCAACUUUGCAUGGCAAAAAUGAGAAAAAUAUCACAGAGAAAGAUGAAUUGAGUGAUAUAGCUUAUGUAUUGUCUAGCAGUGUUCCUGAGAAGGACAGUAAAGCUGAUUUAACUGGGCACUUUACAGACCACUGCCUGACUUGUAGUUCACCCCAGACAACAGAAGACCUUCCAUUUUACCAAAGUGGAGACAGCUUGCAACAAGACGAUUCCAAACACCAAGAUCUGGUUAAAAACACAAGGGAUAAUGAAAAUUUCCCUUUGCUCAGACAUGAAUCAAAUGAACCUGAUUUAGGAAAACAUCUGCAGUAUCCAGCACAGAGACCGUUCAGUAGAGACAAUGUAAAUACAACAGCUGGGCAGCCCAUGAAAAAUCACAGUGUGCAGGGUGAGGAAAAUGAAAGACAAGCAGCUACUCAGAAUGAAAAUUUUSCAUUCAACGCACUCCUAAACCCACUCUCACCAGAAGAAGAUGUACCUUACAGUGAUGCCCAAACCAACGUUGUGGUGCCUGGCCAUGAAGCACGAGGCAAGAGAAGCACUAGCUCUUCAGAGCAAUCCUUCGUCUCCACAGUGGAGCAGCCACUCCWGGAGGAGCCAUUUCUACCAGUGCCCCUGAUGCAGCAGACAGGCCUCCAAGAAAGCCAGAGGACUGACAGUGAAAUGGGUUCAGAAAGUAAGAAAAGAYACAAGGAGAGAGGGAAAGAGGUUGGGGAAGAUGAACUGCAGUAUAGUGCAAGUAUCAGCCCUGGUACUGGUGCAGCAGAGAAGAGGGAGGGAAGUGUUACUGGGAGUGAACAGAGGAGCUUGGUGAAGGAGAAWCUAGGGAGAGAGAAAAGGGAAGAGACCAACAGCACAAAUUCUGCAUCUGAUGGUAUAAGAGGCAUGUCCGUCCCCAGGUCUGAGGAACCACAAACACCAUCAUCCUCAAGCUCGACCAAACCCAGCCUGUUUCUGAUUAAAGAUAACACAUUCAGGUCACCCCAGGUAAUAAGGGCUGUCAAGCUGCCCCUGCUCAGGUCGUUUUCCCUGGAUGAUUCAGUGAGCAGCAGUUACAAGGAAAUGGAACGUAGGUUUAUGUCCCCAGCAGUUUACAACAAGCAGCACCGAAACAUGYUGCAUGCCCGGGAGAUUGGCUGGUGGGCAUCGAGACACAGAGGGCAGCCGAAUGUGAGUGAUGGAGCAACUGACAGAGAAAAAGAACCCAGUGAGCCUGGAUCUACUGCAGAAACACUGGAUCCCAAUCUUCUGGRAGAUACAGAGAGCUUUUCGUUUGGAAAACUGACGGAAGAAGAUGAAAAGGUUUGUGCGUUGUUAAAUAAAUUUGGGAGAAUGAAUGAGGAAAGUGUCUGCAGAAGUAAAAGGAAGCCUACAAAGGCAAGACACAGCUUAACACAGCCAAUUAUAGGUCUGGAARAUGACCAAGCACAAAACAACCCCAGCUAUCCUGCAGAAAGAAAGACAAAUUACUUUAAGAAUCAUCACUUAUCUAACCGCAAAGGGGGCUCUUGUGCAAAAAAAAUCAUCACCAGGGAGACAAUUUCCCCUGUGACUGGCUCCAUAUUAGAGGACCACACGUGUUCUUCCGUAUCCAAUGACACUUUAGAGGACAUCCUACACACAGAAGGUGCACCGCUUGUGUUAGACAGUCUUUCAUGUUCUGCUGUUCCCAGCCCCAGGUCAGGAAGUACGAUGCGCUCUCUUGCUGCCAGUUCAUUGUCAGAUAAACCAACUAUUUCCAGCUUCAGAGAAUCAGAGGAUGUUACAAACCCUGCCUUGCUGAACAUGGCACUGGAGAGCCAAGCUUAUAUGCCUGAAGAAGAGAUAAUUGAUUCAGCACAGAGGAAUCUACUUUCUGAUGUUGCAGCAGAAGGUGGGAGACUGGAGCCCAGGGGGCUUGGUGGGAGACCAGCGAGCAAGCCACCCACUGUGCCACCAAAAACUGAAAAGGCUCUGCGUCGGGCUAARAAGCUGGCAAGCAGGAGGAAAAAAAUGCAAGAGCAGCCGAAAAAACAUCAGACUGAGUAUACAGAUGCUGUAGGGAGAAAGCCUACUCAUUCUGGAGAGACAACAGUAUCUGCUUCACCCUUGGGAUACUCUCCCCUUCAUUCAACUUUUGCUCCCACAGAAACCAGUACUGGAAAACYGAGAGUAAGCCCUUCACCUUCCUCAACCCAGCGGAAGCUCCUCCAAGAUCCUGACUCGGGUCAAUACUACGUAGUUGAUUUACCAGCUGAAGUUAAUUUGAAGACAUUUUAUGACCCAGAAACUGGCAAAUAUGUUCAAGUCUCAGUCCCCUCCUUGGAACAGAACUUACACCAGUCCACCUCUUCAGAAAUGAAGAAUUCUCCCUAUGCCUCCUACCCUCGAGUGUUGCCUUUACCAGCCUCAUCCAUAGCAGUGCUGAAAUCAUCUUCYCAACUCUCUGAACCUGGCUGGUCAGUGCCCACUGGACCAGAACCAGCUGAACUACCUGAAGAUAGCCAGCAGGACUACAGAUACACUGAUUCUGUGGAUUCUCAGUCCUAUACUGAACCAGCCUUCUACUCCUACCAUCAAGAUGCUGGAGAAACUCAAGUUCACUUAAUAAAGGAUUUGAGCCCAACCCAAAAUAGUGGCCUUGUCACCCUCACUGAUUUAGAUGAUUUUGCUGCUGAAGGAGUAUCUUGAAAAACGAAGUAACAAAAGAUGCCAGCUAGUGUUUUUAAGAGCUGUUUGGACAGRCACAUGCACACAAAAGCACAUGCAGAUUUGAUGUUUGUACAACACUUUGUCUGAAUCUCAUUGUGGUGUGGGUGGGAAAGAAAAUGGAAGCUGUUCAUGUUGAAAGAUUCAAGGUGAUGACCACUCUGAAGAAAAGUGAAAUCGAGUAAGCACCAAAUUAUCAGUGAGAUGAAGGGGCAAUGCCACUAGACAAAUACAUGUGACAAUACGAAGCCACUGCUUGCUGCUGCUGCUGCUUUGCCAUUGAGGAGGCUGGGAUAGCCAAAGCAAGUGUCCUAUUGCCCAGAUGUGUUGCAUGAUACAUGACACAAAAUAAAACCUAUGAGACCAUCCUAUCCAUCCUGUGAGACCUAGGACUGGUGCUGCAUCUACUGAACUUUCCUCACUCACUGCCUUUGAACUAUAUUGACAGGUAGAAAGUGUGUGGCUACUAAUAAGCCAUAUAUGCAAGAUUCAUUUUUUUGCACACGUUGAUUGCCCCAAUGGCAUUGACAAGAAGAUUGUAUACUGGAUGCACAAUACAACAACCACGUGAAAAAAACCCUUUUAAACAACCAGAAUACAGUUGCAGCUGCUCUAGACUUCUCGUAUACUUUUGCAGUGCCCACUAACAUGCUGCUGAAUUCUUUAUAUUUCUUGAUAACAUCCAAAUAGGUUCCCCCAGAGCCAGGGUUUAUUUGAAACUUAAAACUUCAGGUUAUCUUGAUACUUGGCCUGAAAUAUUUUGGUGAGGAGCAAGGUUGAAUGAAAUCCCACAMCAGUAUUUAAUUGUUUGUUAGGACAAGAAGUUCUUUGCUAUUGUAAUUGAAGUGUGGUUUGGGUUUUUUCAGGCUCCCACUGAAACACAGAACUAACUUUUAAAACCUGAAAAAUGUACCUAAUUUUAAUCUUGUCAAUUCUGUGAUUUAAUGCAA
This is a messenger RNA of Malurus melanocephalus (red-backed fairy wren), 5617 nucleotides long. RefSeq names its product chromosome unknown C10orf71 homolog (gene CUNH10orf71). Gene Ontology annotation, cellular component: Z disc. NCBI's taxonomy places the organism in Eukaryota, Metazoa, Chordata, Aves, Passeriformes, Maluridae. The record is from RefSeq and is a predicted model, not a curated record. Gene Ontology annotation, biological process: positive regulation of calcineurin-NFAT signaling cascade. The transcript has a single exon. Bases 57 to 4649 code for a protein of 1530 amino acids.